Tuber melanosporum (Perigord truffle) is the source of this 1944-nucleotide messenger RNA. RefSeq lists its product as uncharacterized. Gene Ontology annotation, biological process: mitochondrial lysyl-tRNA aminoacylation. The transcript has 4 exons. Lineage: Eukaryota; Fungi; Ascomycota; Pezizomycetes; Pezizales; Tuberaceae. The coding region runs from base 250 to 1752 and encodes 500 amino acids. Gene Ontology annotation, molecular function: tRNA binding; lysine-tRNA ligase activity; ATP binding. The record is from RefSeq and is a predicted model, not a curated record. Gene Ontology annotation, cellular component: mitochondrion; cytoplasm.
CAACGACCACAAAAGCGUCCCCUCUCCAAAAGGAAGAACAAAGUGGGGGUGCCUAUUUGAACAAAGAUGUUUAUUUCGAGGCCCCCCCUCCUCUGCUUAACCCUCACCAGGAGACAAUUUACUCCCCGGAUAACCCAGCGCUUCAAGCGCUCCUUAGCUGCCUUAAGACCGGACCUCCAACCUUCAGCGCGUCGAAGAAACCUCCAGGAUAGCGAUGUGCCCCUCUACCCGCAUAUCUACAACCAGGGCAUGAACGUAAAGAGCGUAGUCGAGAUAUGUAGGGAGUAUGAGCACAUCGUUGCGGGAUGCGGCGGUGGCGAUGAGAGUGUUUCUAUUGAUAAAUUGGUUACCAUAAGAGGCAGGAUCAAGAAUUACCGGGAAGUGAGCUCGAAAUUGAUCUUUUACGAUCUCGUCCAGGAUGGGGAGAAGAUUCAGGUUGUGGUUAACUGCGCGAGGGUGGGCGGGGAGAAGGGGGAAUUCAGGAGGAUCUCGAUGCUGACGAGGAUUGGGGAUGUCGUUAGUGUGACGGGCUAUCCAGGCCGUACCAAGGCCGGGGAGCUCACUAUCUUUGCAACAGCGCAUCUACAGAUUCUAGCUCCCUCCCUCCACGUCCCGCCACAAACAAUUCUGGAUCUGGAAACACGCCUCCGGAAUCGGCAUGUGGACCUAAUGGUCCGGCCUGUGGCCGGACAAAUUCUCAGACUUCGCUCCCACAUCAUCCAGCACAUCCGCGACUUCUUCAUCUCACGAGACUUCGUAGAAGUCCAGACGCCAAUACUGUCGGAUACUUUCGGCGGCGCGGUAGCAAAGCCCUUCCUAACAGAGGCCACGAGUGUCUGCCGUGGGAAGCAACUGGCCUUGCGUAUUGCGCCAGAGCUAUGGCUGAAGCGCCUCGUCAUUGGCGGCCUAGACCGUGUCUUUGAAAUAGGCACGCAAUUCCGCAACGAGGGAGUCGACAACACGCACAAUCCCGAGUUCACCACGUGCGAGUUCUACCAAGCGUACGCGGGACUGGAAGAUAUCAUCAAUACGACGGAGGAGCUACUCUCGGGCAUGGCACGGAAGGUCUCGGAGUUGAAAGCGAGAAAGCUAAAAGACAUCCCAGAGAUAGAAACAGACUUCACGGCACCCUUCCAAAGACUCGAGUUCAUCCCGGCGCUGGAAGCAUCCAUGGGACACAAAUUGCCCGUCCUGCAUGGGAACACCGAAGCAGUGACGCUGGAACUGCUCUCCCUCUUCAAGACACUCUCCCUCCCCACACCCCCAAUGACAACAAUCCCGCGCCUCCUCCAGAAACUCUCCUCGGAAUACCUGGAGCCGCAAUGCAUGAAGCCAACGUUCAUAACAAACCACCCCGAAACCCUCUCGCCGCUAUCGAAAACCAGCCUAUUGCACGGCCAGCGCGUGUCCUCGCGCGUGGAGCUGUUCGUGGACGGGAAGGAGCUGGUAAAUGCCUACGAAGAGGAGAACUCUCCGACGGAGCAGAGGCGCAAGUUCGUCAUGCAGGCCGGGUGGAAGGACGAGGAUGUUAUUGAGCGCGGGGAGGACGGGGAGGGGGUGGUCGAUGAGGCCUAUUGCCAGGCACUCGAGUGGGGCUUGCCCCCGACUGGUGGGUGGGGGAUCGGUAUUGAUCGAUUGGUUAUGGUCUUCGCAGGGGCCGAGAGGAUUGCUGAUGUGUUGGCGUUCGGGGGCUUGAGGGGGGCGGUCAAUCUAGGCGAUGGGGUGCGGGGUACGAAGGAGGAGGGAGAGUAAAGUGGAGUUCGCGUCAUGUGUUAUCACUCGCUAUGUUUUUCCGCUUCGAGUGGGGCAAUGGGCUUAGAAAACCUGUAUCUAUCCAUGCGCCGUACUUUGCGGCGAUGUAUAACAUAAUUAAGCAUCUCCAAGUUUAGGCCUGUCUUCGUCAAAGUGAGGGUGUUAUGGAAAGUCAUGGACGCCUAAGAAAAA